Molecule: messenger RNA, 1899 nt
Organism: Symbiodinium natans
Lineage: Eukaryota; Dinophyceae; Suessiales; Symbiodiniaceae
Source: the annotation of a GenBank genome assembly
AUGCUCACUGUAGAGCUCUUUGAGGCGCUGGCGACGGCGCAGCCGCAACGAGAGGCAGUCGCCUCGGACGAUGACCUGGAAAGCGCCUGGAAUCUUGAGACCCUGAGGCAUCGGGCACGUAGCCUGGCCGGGGCAAUCCAGUGCCGGCUGGCGUCGCGCUAUGACGCCCUCGUGGCUGUGUGCCUACCCCGAGGCCCUGCUCUGCCAAUGGCACUGCUGGGUGUCUGGUAUGCGGGCGCCGCCUAUGUACCCUUGGAACCCUCCUUUCCCGUGGCCCGGCUCCGAUUCCUCCUCGAGGAUUCGCAGGCGCAGCUCCUCCUCACGGAACCUCGGACAGAGCCCAAGGACCUCCGCCAUGACGGGCAGACCCUGAGGCUCCAUUGGCCCAGUGGCGAGGUUGAGUCGGUAGACUCGAAAUCGCCGGCUUCCCAACUUUCUCCGGAGGCACCCAGCACCCUGGCCUACGUGAUCUACACCUCCGGCUCCACUGGCAAGCCGAAAGGCGUGCGGGUGGCAGCCGGCGCUGUGGCCAAUGUGCUCCAGGCCUUCGAGAGAAGCGUGCGCCAGGAAUGGAUCCUGACUGUCGUUGUUUGCAAGAACAUCUUCCCCUUUAAUUACGCAGCGGGACGCGAGGACGACGUGCUUGUCGCCGUGACAACCUUCUGCUUCGACAUCUCUGUGUUGGAGAAGCCUGGAGGGGGGGGUCUUCGGCUUGGCGAGCUGCCAGAAGGCUUUGUGCUAAGGCCGGCUCGGCUCAUCUUCCAGGCGACGCCAACAAGCUUCCGCUCCCUGAUGCAAGCAGGCUGGGAAGGCGGUGAUAACGUCGCCGCCAUCUGCGGUGGGGAGGCGUUUCCAAGCCAGCUGGCCGCCCCUCUGUUCCAUCUCUGCAGGGCGGGGUUGUGGAAUGCUUAUGGGCCCACAGAGACCACAAUUUGGUCUGCGGCCCAUCAUCUCCAAGGGAAUGAGACCGUCGUGCCCAUCGGCAUUCCCCUGCUAGGAACCAAACUGCAGCUUCUCUCUACAGGCGACUCAGGUGACAGCUCCCAUGACAGCGGCCUCGAGCUGGAAGCUUGCGAAGGUGAACUUCUCAUCGCUGGGGUUGGCGUGGCUGAAGGAUACCUGCGACGCCCGGACUUGAAUGCUGCAAAGUUCGUUGCGUUCAACGAGGGUCGUGCCUUCCUCACGGGGGACCGCGUCCGGCAAAGUGCCGGCGGGUACUUGGAGUUCAUGGGCCGGAUGGACCACCAGGUGAAAAUUCGCGGCUUCCGUGUGGAGCUGGGCGAAGUCGAGAGCAAGCUGGGCGCCCAUGCCCAGGUGGCAGCUGCCGUGGUUCUUCUGGCGGGCGGCAGCGACUCCCCCGAGCUGUGGGCGUUUGUCACCACGACCAGCGCAGUGGCAGGCGGGGAGUCUGCUCUGCGGAGCAGCCUCCGGCGUAGCUGUGCCGAGGAGCUGCCCAGCCACGCCAUUCCGAGCCGGCUCGGGAUCCUGGAAGACAUGCCGCUGCUGCCGAGUGGGAAAGUCGAUCGGCAGAAGCUGCUAGCAGGUUCGCCGCCCCCUGCGCUUGCUGAUGCCAGCGGCAAGAGCAACAGCGUAGUGACGGAGGCGCCCGGGUCGCUUCGGCAGAUGGUUGCCGAGCUCGUGGAGCGCGCCACGGGCGUGGCGGUGGAGGAGGAGACCGCAGAAUUGACGGCGCUGGGCAUCGACUCUGUAAGUGUUUUGCCCAGAAUGCGCGAGGUGCAGCGUCUACGCAGCUUCCUUCGCUUAAGAAACAGUGCAAGGGAGAGUGCUCCUGUGCAGAUGCCACCGGCUACAGAGGGCGCCGAACGCACGCCCGAAGCGAUCGUUGUGGGCAGCAGUGUGAUCGUGUCUGUUAUCAAGAGCAGAGCCAAGAAACGAUGA